Messenger RNA from Lactuca sativa (garden lettuce), 2831 nucleotides. RefSeq names its product putative serine/threonine-protein kinase PBL11. NCBI's taxonomy places the organism in Eukaryota, Viridiplantae, Streptophyta, Magnoliopsida, Asterales, Asteraceae. Gene Ontology annotation, biological process: protein phosphorylation. Gene Ontology annotation, molecular function: ATP binding; protein kinase activity. The record is from RefSeq and is a predicted model, not a curated record.
UUAUCCAUUGUGUUGACUAGUUCAAUAGUCACUUAGUCAGUCAACCCAUGCACCCAGAUCAUCUCAAUCUUUAGAUCUAAGGAUCUUUUCUUCAUUUCUACAGAUUAAUCCAUAUCAUAUCUCUAAGAAGCAUGGACCAUUCCACAGCUCUUAUAUUUCUCCUUACUGUAUUGGGUAUUGUUUUUUAUUAUUUACAGAAACAACACGAGGAAGACAACGGUGAGCAGAAAAACUCGUCCCUGUCAUCAUCAUCUGAUCAACAAUCCCUACACGAAGAACAGCAUGUUAAGAAAAAAGAUUCAUCCACAUCAGCGUCAUCGGAUAAACUAUGUCGAAAGUUUUCACUUGCUGAAAUCAAAUUGGCCACCAAUGAUUUUGAUGAUGCGUUUGUAAUCGGAAAGGGCGGGUUCGGGAAGGUAUACAAAGGUAAGAUUGACUUUGGGGAAGAAGGAAUUGAUGUUGCUAUUAAGAGGUUGAAUCUUGACUCCAAUCAAGGAGUAACCGAGUUCAAGGCAGAGAUUGAAAUGCUUUCCAAGUUUCACCAUAGUCAUAUCGUCUCUCUUUUAGGAUACCAUGAAGGAUCUGAUAAAAGAGAAAUGAUCAUUGUUUAUGAAUACAUGCCUAAUGGAAGUCUUGAGGAUCAUUUGCACAAAAGAAAAGUUAGCGGAAGUAAUUCCUCUCUUCUGACAUGGAUCCAAAGGCUCCAAAUCUGCAUAGGUGCUGCUCGUGGUUUGGACUACCUUCAUUCAGGUACAAGUUUGCAAUCUACAGUCAUACACCGUGACAUCAAAAGCUCAAACAUCUUGUUGGACGAGAAUUUAGCAGCUAAAGUUUCCGACUUUGGGUUGUCCAGGAUUGGUCCAGCAAAUCUGGUGGGGACCACUAAUGUUUAUACUGAUCAGAUCAAAGGCACAUUUGGGUACAUGGAUGCUGAGUAUUUUUCAACUCGUAGACUGACACGAAAGUCUGAUGUGUAUGCAUUUGGUGUGGUGUUAUUGGAAGUGUUAUGUGGUAGGCCUGCUCUGGACUUUACAUUAGAUGAGCAGCAACAUAGUCUAGCUGUAUGGGCUAAAAGCUGCAUCAAAGAAGGUAAGAUUGAUCAAAUAAUUGAUCCCUGUUUGAGGGGGCAAACCACACCUAAUUGCUUGCAGGAAUUUGGGCAAAUUGCAUAUGAGUGUGUUCUUGCUCGUUCAAAGGAUCGACCCACAAUGACUAAAGUGUUAGCUAGGCUAGAAUUUGUGUUGGCUUCUGCAUUACAAAAACAUGGUGGAGUGACAAUUGCUGAAAAGAUGUGGUCGAUAUUCUCUAUUAAAACUCCAGCGGUGCAUGCUAAAAAUUACAGAAAUAGACGAAAGUGGAGCAAUGACAAGAAAAGUAAAACGGUCAUACCAGACAAAACAGCUACAACAGUGGCAGAAGGGAGCAGUGAAGGUAAAGAUAACAGUAUCAUUUUAGUAGAUCCCACUCAAGCAGCAGCAGAGGGAAACAAUGACAACAUAAUGGAAGAGCCCAUUGUGACAGCAGAAGAAGAGAGCAGUGACUGUAUCACCACCACCACUGUAGAAUGUCAAGGUGUUGCUAUAAAAUCGAACGCACAGCCAUUAAGUUGUCAAAUGGGGACACACAAGUUAAAGAUAUUCACAUUUGAUGAGUUGCGAAGAGCCACCAGAAACUUCCGUCCAUCAGCCAUGCUAGGAAUUACAGAUGGUGAGUCGAUCUAUAAAGGGUGGAUGGAUAGGGAUUCAUACACACCAUCAGUAGCUGGAGUAAGGAUAGCUGUCACGAUCAAGAUCAUAAACAAAGAUAUUCAAAGGCUCAAAGAGGGACAGGCAGAAGUGGAAUAUCAGGGAAUGUUCAGUCAUCCCAAUCUUGUUAAACUCUUAGGAUAUUGUUCAGAAGGUGGAAGGCUUUUUCUUGUACAUGAAUACAUACCUAAGAGAAACUUCUUGGACAUUAUUCGCCAAGGCGAAAAACCGCUUACAUGGGAGACGAGGAUCAAAAUAGCCACAGGAGCAGCUCAAGGCCUUGCUUUUUUGCACACUACAAAGAAUAAUGUCAUUUUCAGGGAUUUGAAAUCAUCAAAUAUUUUGUUAGACUGGGAAUUUAAUGCGAAGCUCUCAGAUCUUGGACUGGCAAAAUUAGGUCCUGUCAAUGGAGAGUCUCAUGUCUCAACACGUGUAAUAGGCACCUACGGUUAUGCGGCUCCUGAGUAUAUAGCCACCGGUCAUUUAUAUGUGAAGAGCGAAGUUUAUAAUUUUGGAGUGGUGAUGCUAGAGAUAAUUACAGGGUUACGUGUACUUGAUGUUAAUCGGCCUUACUCACAACAUAAUUUGGUGGAUUGGGCUACACCUUUUUUAAGAAGUAUAAAAAAACUAAGAAAAAUCAUGGAUCCACGGUUGGAACAAGUUUAUCCAUCAAAAGGCGCAAUGAAAGUAGCGGAACUCAUCCUAAAUUGUCUUGAAGAAGAGCCAAUUCAUCGGCCUUCAAUGGAGGAAGUGGUCGCACGUUUAGAAAAGAUCAACACAAUUAAAAUAUAAACUGUAUAUGGAAGUUGAAUGAUAAUACAUGGCAUGGAUAGACUAAUCACCCAUCCGAAUGAUAAUAGAGGUUUCACACUUUAUGUUUUGGUUAUAUAUAGGAUCAAUUUAUAGUAAAAGUGGUCGGCCUUUUCCUUUUUCUGAUUGCAGAUUGUUAUGUAAUCAAUUUCAAUUCAUAUGUUUUUGUUAUUAUGAAAUGUGUAAAGACGUUUACACAUGAGAAAGAAGAUGAUACAUAACCUGUAACAGGUGUGUGAGUGUGUAUUAGUAGCAGCAUACUUCAUUUUUUGUCCA